Symbiodinium sp. CCMP2456 is the source of this 1731-nucleotide messenger RNA. NCBI's taxonomy places the organism in Eukaryota, Dinophyceae, Suessiales, Symbiodiniaceae. The record is from the annotation of a GenBank genome assembly.
AUGUACACGGUGCCUUUGAAAGAGAUCUUGCAGAUGACGGUGAUGGAGCCGCAUGAAUCACUCAAGGAGCGAGGCGAGCUGGUCUCCUUCGAGAAGGGCAUGGGCAGCGCAGCGUUUGUCUCCCAUCAGUGGGUGGGAGAGAACAGCCCCGACCCAGACUUCAGACAGAUGUCAGUCCUGCAGGACGCUAUCAGGUGCCUCCUGUCCAGGCAGAAGCGCAUCUACCACGACAUUCACGCCGAGAUGUUCCUGAACGCUUCCGGGAGGUGCACCUCUGCGCUCAACUCGAAGCCGCUGUUCUUCUGGUAUGAUUACUUCUCCUGCCCACAGCUGGAGAAGAAUUGUGAUUUUCACAAGGCCGUGGACUCUAUCCCCGGGUACAUUGGCAGGUGUGAGUUCUUCUUCGUCCUUGUCCCCGUGAUUGACAACCCCAGCCUUUGCAAAGUCUUCACACCAUCGUCCUGGUCCGAACGGGGAUGGUGCCUCGUGGAGAAGCUCUUUAGGCAGCUCUCGCACGACAGCUCAUGGAUCGUGAUCAAAAGCGCAACUCAAUUCGAGCUGGUCUCCCACAUGGGCUUCUCCGGGGGUUCUCCAGGCGAGGGGACCUUUUCUGAAGCUGGAGACAAAGCGAGGAUUGCUCCGAUCAUGCAGAAAUCACUGCAGAUGAAGCUGAGAUUGCUGCUUGAGGACCAGGACCUGGUCGGAUAUCGUGUGCUGUUGAAUCUUCAGCCGGUGUUGCUGCGCGGGAUGAGGGUGCAGCCACUAUACAAAAUCCUGCCUGCCGACCAAUCUGACUUAUCUUUAAUCCCGGAUCCUGCAUCUCAUGAGGUUGCCGAAUUCUUGUUGCAGAAUGGCUUUCAGACGAUUUUCGACGUGGACGCAGCUGGAUGGUCGCCGGUACACUAUGCCGCUCUCCGUGGCGAGCCCCUGUUGAUGCAGGGCCUCCUGGAGCUGCAUGCCGAUCCUUGCCGUUUAACCAAAAAGGGUAACCCCAGCCACGGAGGGAUGGCGGGCAUUGGGGCUCUGGAUCUGUGCCUUCGCCACAGGAACAACGAGGCAGCCCGGCUUCUGCUUGCAGCCAAAGCUGCGGCAGACGGCCGAUGGGAGCUCGUCUCGGCAUCUUUGGGAGACAACGCCGAAGGCAUUCGGUUGCUAUGCCAGAAUCGCUGCGACCCACUUGGCAAGGAUCCCCUGGGCACUUCCGCCAUCAGCAUUGCCUGCAUGUUUGACUCGGCACGGGCUUUCGAAGAGAUCCUCGCGGAAGCAAGCGGUCAGGCGCUAGCAGCCUCUACCCUUGCAGAGUCCAUCCAUGCCGCAUCUGUUUUCCAAGGCAGUGCGCAUAUUAUCCAGGGUCUGAUUGACCUCAGGGCAGACGUCAAUGAUCAAAAAGAAGUCAAGACGAUGAGUCCCUUUGGCUUGAUUGUGAGCUGGCACGGGCUUUUGCACAGGUUGGGCCGGGUCACGCCGCUUACAACUUUGUGCUACCACAUGCAGGGCUCGACUCCGCUCAUGGCAGCUGUCCUGUCUGGCCAUUAUGAGUGUGCUGCGAUCCUCGUUGCAGCCGGGGCACGGUCGGACCUCCGCAACAGGCAGGGGUGGUCCGCAUCAGACUUCGCACGCAACCAAGCGAUCCCAGAUUUCUUAGUCCAGGCCCUUCGUGGUCAGCCAAGGGACUGCGAGGUGGUGGCGUCGUUUGCUCUUCGUGGCGGAUACGUGGAAGAGCAUUUUUAA